Messenger RNA from Microbotryum saponariae, 1264 nucleotides. Lineage: Eukaryota; Fungi; Basidiomycota; Microbotryomycetes; Microbotryales; Microbotryaceae. The record is from the annotation of a GenBank genome assembly.
AUGGGAGCUGGACAAUCUCAACUACUGGAGGAGAUGGAGAAGAACUCCAACUGUCAGUGUCUCAUCUUGCCUGUACGGACAGAGCGGCCACGACCGGAACGGACCGAUCUCGACGUGUGGCGCUCGUACCUCGUCUCAGGCUUUCGCUGUGGACCCUCAGCUGUCUGCAUUCUCUCGUCUUUUGAGCCUGCAAAGCUUGUUCCAACACUUUUCACUGACGAUGUCAUGUCAUAUGUGUACAGUCUCGGCACCCGAAAUCCAGCGCCUGAAGAAACGCUUCAUGAAGUUGGACAAGGACGGUUCAGGCUCGAUUGACAAGGAUGAAUUCUUGCAAAUUCCUCAAAUCGCAAACAACCCAUUGGCAAGUCGGAUGAUCGCCAUUUUCGACGAAGAGUAAGUUUUUCUUCUCUCGAGAUUGGGGGAGCGAUUGCCACGGCCAAACUGGAUGAUCGGCUCGCGCUCGACAAUCCGACUGCCAGCCAAGUAGCUCAUGCUGACGACCGCUUCACAUGUUCGGAUAUGUUGAUUGCCAUAGCGGUGGUGGGACCGUCGAUUUCCAAGAGUUUGUGGCGGGCCUGAGUGCAUUCAGUAGUCGAGGAGAGCGGGAAGAGAAGCUGAAAUGUGAGAAGUCCCAGCAUUCUGGCUAUUGUGGUUCAAUGCUAGAGGUGGCUCACGUCUGUGCAUUCUAAUCGCUCAAAAGUCGCAUUCAAGGUGUACGAUAUGGAUAGGGACGGCUACAUCUCGAACGGGGAGCUUUUCCUGGUGCUUAAGAUGAUGGUCGGCAACAAUCUCAAGGCUAGUCGUCCGAACCGCUCGCCUCGAACCAGUUCUGUGACUGACCCCAUGUCCGAACAUAAUGGAGUUUGCAGGAUCAACAGUUGCAGCAGAUUGUGGACAAGAGUGCGUUGGAGGGCGAAGAAUACGGAGUGCAUGGGACUGACCGUACAUCACAUUCUUCCUGCUGCGCCGGACAGCGAUCAUGGAGGCCGAUCGUAAGGGCGUCGGCAAACUCGAUUUUGAAGACUUCAAAGCCAUGGUCGCCAAUACAGAUAUUGCAAAACAGAUGGUACGUCGAAGCGUUCGUGUACGAUGCCCUUCAUUCAGCGCAGCUGAUAGGAACCAUCGACUCUACCGACAUGCUGCAGACCUUGGAGGGUGAGAAUUGUAUUGUCUGAUAUGACGCCGUCUCCGUCGUACUUGAGCGUGCGCUGAUAAUUCAUUAUCCUCUUUCACACGCGUCUUCACCCUCGCAGAUAUGUGGUAA